AGGUAUUGUACCGAGAUGAAAGUUGGAGAAUGGGAAGAGACGAUGAAGAACAUCACUCGCGCAACGAUGCAAGAUUUCUUCCUCUGGGUCUGCGAGAGGUACAGAAUCAGGUCCUGGGGCACAUCGCUGGUGUAUAUUCGCCAGUUUCAACAGCUUCAUACGACUAUAAAUGGUCGCUAUACGGACCGAAAUGACAUCAAGGAGUUAUACAAGUACCACGACCGCGUAUUGAUUCCCACCUUCGAACUGCGAGCGCCCAACAUCGAUGGCAAGCUGGUACUCAACGUAGACUCCCUAAAGGUUAUCCUCAUCUUCAAUAUAGCGUACGAUACCAGUAUCUUCCCCUCCGAGCGGCAGCGCGUCAAUUUAUCUGGAUGCUACAUGAUAAUCUGCUAUACUGGGGUCCGUCCUGCGGAGUUGGUCCACAACGAGAGAAAGCCACCAAAAAAUGGAUCGCUUGAGAAGCUUUUCGGUAGGAAAGGCGUCAUGGUAGCCGACGACGACGAUGAGGCGGACUGGGAAAAAAUGGAUGAUAUUUCCAAGAAGGUCUGCUUGUUGCUACAAAAAGAGACUAGUCUGCGAGGCCGGCCCAAAGCCCUUUGCUACGAAGAUAUCCUCAUGAUGAUUGUCCGCCACCCUGUUACAGGGCGAGGUGUUCUAGCUAUGUCGAUCAAAUUCAUCCAUCACAAAGGAUGCGACAAUAAGCCAAAACCGACUAUUUUCUUUUUUUUCCCCGCCAAAAAAGUACUCUUCUGCCCUCUCCUUCUCUUCCUCGGUCUUGCGCUGUCUGACCAUGCCUUCGACGCGCCGUCUAUUAAGGGCGCGGCUUCGGUGCUUAGUAGUGGGAUUCCAGACGGCCUGCAGUGUAUUCCGUUACGGUGGAAGGAAACCAAAAAGAAGAUCCCAUUCUUUCGCCGCGUCUCUAGUGACGGUACCCUUUCCGAAGACGAAGCUAUGCUAUAUGCUACGCUCAGGGACAACAUGGGCCGGCAGAGCCUCGAUUUGGGCUCUGAGAAGAAAUGGACGCCAAGAGCUGGACGCAGAGGCGCCGCAAAUGCUGCCAAUGGGGAUGCACCGGAUGCCGUCCGCGAUCAGAUGAUGCGACACGACCCCAGGUUUUUCACAUUCCACUGCGCCUAUUUGAACGAGAAUGCGAAGUUUGACUUCCAGAAUUGCUUCCUGGAAGAUGAAAAGGAGGACCAGUUGUUUCGUUUGUUGGCACACGUCAGCUUGACCCGAGAUCCCCGCGCCACGAGAGACAUGGUUCCCCCCGAGGUGUGGGCCAACUUGCAACCGGAUCCAGAGAUCACUGCACUUGAGGAGCGGCGAGCGGAGCUGAAGCAGGGCCAGUAUCGAUUCGACGGCCAGGAGAAUGAGACAGAGAUCCGGAAGCUCACGGAUACCAUUCGAUCGAAGAAACAACAGCGUGCGAAAAGGGUCGUGAAAGACUACCGCGAGUUCUAUUUCUAUCAUCGCCCAACCUGGGACUUCGAAAGGCAAGCAAGAGGGGAAGUGGUGGAGCAAUAUACAGAGCCGGCCAUUGAUCUUGUCAUCCCCGAGCGUGCAAGGCUGGCCAAGCUCCUCCGCAGCCAACCUGAGAAUUUAAGCAACGAGGAGAGAAUCGAGCUAAGCAUUGAGAUGGUUGACUGCUAUAUAGCUCUAUGCAGCAAGCGAGAAACCGUCAAGCGCAAACGCAUUCUGCCACCAGCUGACGACGGAUAUCCCACGUCAAAGCGCAUCAAAGCUGAGGUCGAGUUAAAGCCUAUACGCAAUUCCUUUCCUCUCCUGAUUCAUCCCAACCAGUGUUCCGAAUGCGCUGGUAAUGAGCAGCUGAUAUAUGAAGAACGGACAUUCAAGUACUGUCGGCCUACGAAAAGAAAUGAUCACUUUGAUGACCAAUAUCUGGAAGCAAUGGAGCGGACCGAACAGCGUCGAGAGCUUAUCGUAUGCUACGAGUGCAAGGAUGUGGAGCUCUAUUCUGUAGAUCACUUCCGGAAUUAUGUUCAGUUGGUUCACAGCUUUAAGCUUCGGAUAGCAGAUCAAGUUCAGAAGAGACGAGCUCAGAACCUCAAACGCAAACAAUCGAAACCAUCUAGUUAG
Molecule: messenger RNA, 2100 nt
Organism: Cryphonectria parasitica EP155
Lineage: Eukaryota; Fungi; Ascomycota; Sordariomycetes; Diaporthales; Cryphonectriaceae
Exons: 4
Source: RefSeq, a predicted model, not a curated record